AUGCGAUGGCCACAAUGGAGCACCGAGUCAAGCAAUGACGAUAAAGAACUGCCGGAGCGCAAAGCCAACUCCUCAACCGCGUCAUCAUACCCCACACCCGCAACAAACAACUCCGACUCGGUUCUGGACUGGGGCGACUUCGCAGAGUCCAGGACAUUGAUCUCUACCGUACUUUUGACGAGCGGUAUCCUGCUCGCGGUGCGCUUUCAUCGCAGCUACUUGCGCCGUAUCCCCGACGCGCCUAGCAUUUCACCCUCGUUCCUCCGCCGCCGGACUAUCUUCGGCAAAGUGACCAGUGUUGGCGAUGGUGAUAACUUCAGGAUAUUUCACACCCCUGGUGGCCGACUUGCUGGAUGGGGUUGGUUGCCAUGGAAGAAAGUUCCUACUACCAAGAAAGAGCUGAAAGAUAAUACCAUUCACAUCCGUUUAGCAGGCAUAGAUGCCCCUGAACUGGCACAUUUCGGCCGGCCCGAACAACCAUUCGCCCGUGAAGCCCACCAAUGGCUCACCUCCUACCUCCAAAACCGCCGCGUACGGGCCUCCGUCCAUCGCCAGGAUCAGUACAGUCGUGUCGUUGCCAGUGUAUUUGUCCGGCGCGCCUUUGAUUUUCCCCCAUAUCGCCGGAGAGAUGUAUCAUAUGAAAUGCUGAAGCGCGGCCUGGCUACGAUAUAUGAAGCCAAGGUAGGCGCCGAGUUUGGAGGCGAGAAGCUGGAGCAGAAGUACCGCCGUGCGGAGUGGUGGGCGAAAGCACGGUCCAAGGGUCUUUGGAAGGAUUAUCACCGCAUCGGGUCUAAUUUCGAAAGUCCGAGAGAGUAUAAGAAUCGGAUGGGAAUGGGCGACCCUUCUGAUAAUGGCGGUAAUACCAAAUCAUAG
This is a messenger RNA of Penicillium subrubescens, 873 nucleotides long. Its product is annotated as thermonuclease family protein. The coding region runs from base 1 to 873 and encodes 290 amino acids. The record is from RefSeq and is a predicted model, not a curated record. The transcript has 2 exons. NCBI's taxonomy places the organism in Eukaryota, Fungi, Ascomycota, Eurotiomycetes, Eurotiales, Aspergillaceae. Gene Ontology annotation, cellular component: cytoplasm; mitochondrion.